AUGAAAAAAGUAGAUGACAAAGAAUUUGAGAGAGGGAGGAAGGGUGAGAGACAAGAGAGGGUGAGAGGUAAGGGAGGAGAGGGAAAAGUAGAAGGGAGAGAAGGUGCGAGAGGGAGGGAGCGAAAGAGUGAGAGAGGGAUAGAAUGGCUGCUCAUAGCCAUUGAAAACAAGUUCCCCGGCGUCCAAGUUCAAGAG
This is a messenger RNA of Dovyalis caffra, 195 nucleotides long. NCBI's taxonomy places the organism in Eukaryota, Viridiplantae, Streptophyta, Magnoliopsida, Malpighiales, Salicaceae. The record is from the annotation of a GenBank genome assembly.